Xyrauchen texanus (razorback sucker) is the source of this 3417-nucleotide messenger RNA. RefSeq names its product ras-related protein Rab-35-like. Lineage: Eukaryota; Metazoa; Chordata; Actinopteri; Cypriniformes; Catostomidae. Gene Ontology annotation, molecular function: GTP binding; GTPase activity. The transcript is spliced from 6 exons. The record is from RefSeq and is a predicted model, not a curated record. Gene Ontology annotation, biological process: endocytic recycling. Bases 209 to 814 code for a protein of 201 amino acids. Gene Ontology annotation, cellular component: plasma membrane; endosome membrane.
CUGGGUGCAGCACACACAAGAAGCAGCGCCGUUUCCGGCUCUGAGCGUCUGCUGAUACCGCCGAACCCCAACCGAAAAUCGGCUGUGAUUGGGAUCUAUCCGGUAGGAAUCCUGCGCUUCUAUCCGACGGGUUUCCGGCCAAGCGUUCGCCUGGAGAGAGGCCUGAAGUUGCAGUGAAGCCGCGGGCUUUGAGCCACCGACCAGCGGCAUGGCCCGGGACUACGAUCACCUCUUCAAACUGCUGAUCAUCGGUGACAGCGGUGUUGGGAAGAGCAGUCUACUCCUGCGCUUUGCAGAUAACACUUUUUCAGGUAGUUACAUCACCACUAUAGGAGUGGACUUUAAGAUCCGGACAGUGGAAAUUAACGGAGAGAAGGUGAAACUGCAGAUCUGGGACACAGCAGGACAAGAGCGAUUCAGAACCAUCACGUCUACAUAUUACAGAGGAACCCACGGGGUGAUAGUAGUGUAUGACGUCACCAGUGCUGAAUCCUUCGUCAACGUCAAACGAUGGCUGCACGAAAUCAACCAGAACUGUGACGACGUGUGUCGAAUAUUAGUGGGCAAUAAAAACGAUGAUCCGAACUCAAAGGUCGUGGAGACGAACGAUGCCCAGAAGUUUGCCGAGCAGAUGGGCAUCAGUCUGUUUGAAACGAGCGCAAAAGAAAACAUCAAUGUGGAGGAGAUGUUUAACUGCAUCACAGCGCUGGUGCUCCGAGCAAAGAAAGAGUCUGUGGCCAAACAACAGCAACAACAACAAAACGAUGUGAUUAAACUCAACAAGAAUAGCAAAAGAAAGAAAAAGUGCUGCUAGUGGAUCAAGAGCUGUUCGUGUGCACGACAGUCUUCACGCGCUAACGGACUGUGAGCGUCUCACAAACACAACGGAGAACGAGUCCUUUUUGGACCCAUACAAGCCACAAAGACUUUUAAAAAAAGAAACUGUACAGAUUUUAUUAGAGUUGAGGAGUUUUAUGUGGAAUCUGUAAUAUUUAAUAAAAAGAUCGACCUUCUUUGUCGAAGGACCUGCAAGCUGACGUGAUCGCCAAACCGUGCAGAUUCCUGUAUGCUUCCAGUUAUUCUACAGUGAUGUUUGUCUUUUUAUCUCAGGUGUGAUUUCAUUUUCUCCUAUUUUGCAUUUUCUUUCUCUCUUUUUUCAGCAAGAACAAUUUGGGACUUUUAUUUUGCUUUUUUGAAAUCAUACAGUUUCAAACAUCGACAUAGACUGACAGAUGCCAACAACUCUAAGAAUUCUUCACUGUUAGAUGAGACCAUAUCGAUCAGUGACCCAUCAAACAGAAUUUAUUCUUUGUGUUUUGAUUCGUUAAAUUAUUUUAAUCAAACUGUUUCUUCAUUUCAUUGACUCUCAUGAAGCCUGCCAUGAGAUGUCCAGGUCAUAUUUCACCCCCAAAUCAAAGUAAAUAAAUGCAUAAAUAAAUAUAGUUUGCUUAAAGGCAUAUAAGCAUAUUUUAGACCUCUAUUUUAAAUUUAAAUCAUGGCAGUAUUUGUUGUUCUGCAUAUUUGUAAAGAAAAUACUGUUACAGUAAUAAAAAGCAAAAGAAGAUCACAAAAUAAUGGGAGGAAUAAAAUAAAAUGGCCAUAUGCAUGUUGUUUUGGAGGGUUAAAUUACUAAAAAUGUAAAAAGUUAAUUCAUUAUUUAAAUAAAUAAAUAAAUAAUAAUAAUAAUAAAUAAAAAAUAGUAAAAUGAUGACAUUAAUCAUUAAAUAAAAUAUUUCUCAUCUUGGCACUAGUUUGCAUCCAUUUUCUAGCAUGAUCUUUUGAGUUGAUUUUUAGUUUCAGCAUUCGCUUCGUGUCUUUAAUAGUUAUCGGCACAUCCAGGGCUGGACUAGGAAGAUAAAUCGGCCCGGGAUUUUGCAUCGCAACUGGCCCAAAACUUGAGCGUGGGGGGAUGUUCACUGUCCUUUUCUGCAUAUCGCGGCACCGUUUUGUUGUCCGUUCUGCAUAACGCAGCGGCUCAUUCGUCACAUUUUGCGGUCGACCCACCAGCCCGCUCUGUUCUCCCUAUGGCCAGUCCGCCCCUGAUCGUCCCCAAAGUGCGUCGGCCCACCGGGAAAAUGCCCGGUAUGCCAGAUUACCAGUCCAGCCCUGGGCACAUCACUCAAUGACAGCGAGUGUAUUUUGCCAUUUAUUGAUAAAUGAUCAUAAUUGACCAUUUAUUUAAAUAUCUAUUACAUUUUUAGCAAUUAGUAUGGAGUGCCAAAUUAUUCAAAAUUAAGUCUUUUAAAUAAAUCAUUAAAUAAUGAAAUCGUUAAACCGAUGUUGAGUGUCGUGCCAGUAGCCGUAACCCUGAAAACGAGAAGCGCUCGUGCUUUAAUGAAAACGGACACAAACUAGUGCUAAAAUAAAAUACAGGAGACGUUUAUCGAUUUAAUGAUUCAUUUAAAAAUUAAAGAUUUACGCAUAUCAAUUUCAUAACAAAUUUCUGCCACAUUGAAUUAAAGUCAUUUAAAAUCUGCAUUUUAAGUUUCAUUCAUUUGGAUGAAGAUUGAACCAUAUGAAAAUGUAUCAAAUUUAAAAAUGGAAUUGAAUUCAUGUAUUAAAUGGUUUAAGCAAUGGGAGUCAUUUUGCCCUUGUGAAAAUACAUAUUAAAUAAUAAUAAUAAUGUCGCUUCUUUAGGCACGGUGUUUUUUGUUUUGAUGCUGGGGUGAAAUAUGACCGGAUAUGUUUUUGUGACUUUCACUCUUUUAAGCUCCAGAUCUUUAUUUCGUUGAUGAAUGACUUCAGGCUGAACUUUGAGUCUUACACCGCUUCAGCUCCCGUUUUCCUGCUUCGUUUUUCCUGUAAAGAUGAAAAGUGGGCAGUGAUCCUGCCACAACCUCUGCCCACUCUUUCAGUGUUGCCAUUGUAGUAUUCCUGCAGACGCUUUGCACUCGUUCUGUGAUAGGAGCAGAUGUUCGCGGGAUCGUUCCCCCCAAAAAGAUAAUUCUGUCUUUACUUCCUCGCAUGAGGUUUCAAUCCAUAUGUCUCCCUUUCCUAUGUAACACAAAAGGACUACUUAAGAAACAAAAUCAUCCAGGUUUGAAAUGCCAUGAGCGUGAGUAAUGAAGACAGAAUUCCCGUUUGUGUUGAACUAUUCCUUUAAGCGCUUGAUUCUCGAGCAUCUGAAUAAUCUGAUGCUCGUCUCUUGGAAGACUGACAUUAUUGUGUCGUUUGACAUGUUAUAACACAUUGUUAUAAGUUCUUUAGGGAGCACAUUGUUCAAGACCAUCAAAUGCUCGGAGACGGUCGUACAACAAAGAAAUAGCAAAUACUGUUUUUACACGGUAGCAAUGAGUUGCUCGUGUGGAUGAAACACUUUUUCAGCUGUGGUUAUAUCAUGCACUGGAGAACAGAAAUGUAUAAUGAACACCCCCUUUAUGAAUUAAAUCAUUAAUAAAUAUUUUAAAAGAAUUCAUA